CGGUGAGAGAGCGUGAGAGAGAACGACAGAGAGUGAAGCCGAUAUCUCUCCCUCGGUUGGUUGCUCUUUGUGUUUUGAUCGCGAUAAAAAUAGGUUUGUGAUCCUGGCCCUCGCCCUGGUGGCGUCCGCUAGUGCCGGCGGCCCGGCCGCCUACUCGAUUGCCGCCCCGUCCGCGGACUACCACUCCGUCGGCGCGAGCCACGAGCACACCGUCAAGGGACUGUACGGCCAGAACGUGCUCUCGCAGUACUCGAAGGCCGUUGACUCGGCGCACUCGUCCGUCCGCGUGCACAGCUCGCGCCUCAGCAACGACGGGUUGGCCUAUGCCCCGCAUUACGCCGCCGCCGCCCACUACCCGGCCGCUCACUACGCUGCCCCAGCCCUCCGUUAUGCUGCCCCAGCUUAUGCCGCCCCAGCUGUCCACUACGCCGCCCCGGCCGUGCACUACCCGGCUGCCCCGGUCGUUAAGGCCGCCUACCCCGCCUAUGGACAUGCCGCGUACGGUCAUGCCGCCUACGGACAUGCUGCCUAUGCUCCGGCCGCGUACGGACAUGCCGCGUACGGACACGCCGCCUAUGCCUCUCCCCUGGUCCGUCCGGCUCUGGCCGCCGCCCCGCUGGCUUACAAGGCCCCACUCGCCGCUGCCCACCCCGGAGCCGUUGUUUCGUUCGCCGGUCUGGGAGCCCAGUACGCCUGGUAAGAAGGAGCAGAACUACCUCCCCCUUAAGGACAUGGGCACUCUUCUUGGAGCUGGAAUCCACCAGGAGUUGCCUGCCAUCACCCCCUUGAAACGCCCCUGGAACCGACACCCGGAUAAUCGAUUUACUGCUGACCCCUCGGAAUGUGCUGCCACCCACUUAAGGGGGGUGGUUACGUGCAGACCUCUCUCUAGGUUAAGAACACACACACACACACCACAGUCAAGGAAGCGUGCUGCAUACUAUUUUGUACAUAGGUUUUAAUGUAAGAGACAAAAAGAAAAACUAGUUGUUUAAGUUUGGAAUAACCACAAGGACUGAGCGGACUCUUUUGAAGGCCCUAACCUCAAAAUAUUUCGGCGUUGGCCAACCAACCGACCAUCGCCGAAAGGGUUGUAAAUAUUUAUGCCACCGCCGACCGUCAAACCCAAGGCAGCGUGUGUGGGAUUCACUCACAUUUUUUGUUUGGACGAACUCACUCUCGAGCUUUCAAAGAAGGGGUUUUUACCCUUUUGUGUACACACACUUCAGAAGAACCCAAUAAAAAUGUGAAACAUGAAAACCAAACAAAAAACU
Molecule: messenger RNA, 1274 nt
Organism: Culex pipiens pallens (northern house mosquito)
Lineage: Eukaryota; Metazoa; Arthropoda; Insecta; Diptera; Culicidae
Product: cuticle protein 21.3
Exons: 5
Coding region: 324-962 (212 amino acids)
Source: RefSeq, a predicted model, not a curated record